AUGUUUUCUAGAGCUGUUUUCAGAGCCCCCCGGGUGUUUGCCCCUCGGGUCACCCUUGCGUCUCGUUGGAUUUCCACCGAGAUCAAAAGCGCCAUCGACGAGGCCGUUCUGUCGUCGCCCGUGGUCCUUUUCAUGAAGGGCACGCCCGAGUUCCCCCAGUGUGGCUUCUCCAGGGCAACCAUCCAAACCCUCGGCCAACAAGGCGUUGACCCCGAGAAGUUUGCUGCCUACAAUGUGCUUGAAGAUGACGACUUGAGACAGGGCAUCAAGGAAUACUCCGAAUGGCCCACUAUCCCCCAACUUUACGUUAACGGCGAGUUCGUCGGUGGAUGCGAUAUCGUUAUGCAAAUGGCCAAGUCUGGCGAACUUGCUGAGUUGUUGGAAGGCAGCAAUGCCUUGAUCCCUGAAGAAGAUGAGGGCCCUACUGAAGCUCAAGUCACCCCUAAGAAGAGAUAG
Diutina rugosa is the source of this 456-nucleotide messenger RNA. Its product is annotated as monothiol glutaredoxin. The coding region runs from base 1 to 456 and encodes 151 amino acids. NCBI's taxonomy places the organism in Eukaryota, Fungi, Ascomycota, Pichiomycetes, Serinales, Debaryomycetaceae. The transcript has a single exon. The record is from RefSeq and is a predicted model, not a curated record.